Molecule: messenger RNA, 1016 nt
Organism: Vigna radiata var. radiata (mung bean)
Lineage: Eukaryota; Viridiplantae; Streptophyta; Magnoliopsida; Fabales; Fabaceae
Product: extensin-3-like
Exons: 2
Coding region: 38-742 (234 amino acids)
Biological process (GO): plant-type cell wall organization
Molecular function (GO): structural constituent of cell wall
Source: RefSeq, a predicted model, not a curated record
AGGUCCUUUUAGAGCAACCCAAAACCCUUGGAGGAAAAUGGGGUCUCUAAUGGCUUCUUCUGCCACUAUCACUCUUGCAUUUGCCAUAAUCCUUUUCAGCCUCCCAUCUGAAAUCUCAGCCAACCACUACUCCUACUCCUCUCCUCCACCUCCCAAGAAACCUUACCACUACCCUUCUCCUCCUCCACCGUCUCCUUCACCACCACCACCACCCUACCACUACCCAUCUCCACCACCACCACCAAAGAAGCCAUACAAGUACUCUUCACCACCCCCUCCAGUUCCCACAUACCCUCAUCCACACCCCCACCCCCACCCUCACCCUCAUCCUCACCCUCACCCACACCCACACCCAGUCUACCACUCCCCACCACCUCCACCACCAAAGAAGCCAUACAAGUACCCAUCUCCACCACCACCAGUUCACAAGCCAUACCCUCACCCACACCCAGUCUACCACUCUCCUCCACCUCCUCCCAAGAAGCCAUACAAAUACCCUUCCCCUCCUCCACCAGUGCACAAACACCCUUACCCUCACCCACACCCACACCCAGUCUACCACUCCCCUCCUCCUCCCGUUCACACCUACCCUCCCCAUGUCCCCACCCCAGUUUACCACUCUCCUCCACCAUCACCUCACAAGAAGCCUUACAAGUACAAGUCUCCUCCUCCUCCUCCGGUCUACUCUCCACCUCCACCCCACUACUACUACAAAUCCCCUCCUCCUCCUUACCACUACUAGAUACUUCACACUACAUCGAUCUUAAACGUCAAAGCCAUGGACGGGAAGCUGCACUUCUUACCUGCAGAUUCACUGAGAAUUAUAAACGUUUAUCAAUUGUUUAGAGAACCGUGUUUACUUCCAUAGUCAUUAUGUUGUUCUUCUAUUAUUAGACAUUUGUAAGGCAUGUGUUCUACAUGUAUGUGUCUGCACUUGUCUGAAUCUUCUGUAAUUUUCAAAGUCUGCUUUAUCAACCUCACCAAAUAAAUUAUUCCUUCCCAUGGGAUUCACUUUU